AUGGCCAAACCAUCGGUCAAGGCCGGACCCCCCCUCGACAAGCUGAAAGUCAAUCCAGAUGAUAGGAUCAGCAAGUUGCCCAAUGACAUCCUGCUCAACAUUCUUGACCGUCUCGAUUUCCGUGACGUUACAAGAACCAGUGUCCUCUCCAGACGUUGGAGUCAGCUUCCUGCCAACCUCUCACGGCUUAAAAUAAGUGCUCUCAGUUUCAUGCCCUCACAAACUAGCAUACCUGAUGAUGAAUUGGGUGGAACAUUGCUUCGGAUCAAUGCAGUUAACGCAGCCAAUGCAGCCGUGGUCAAAGCAACAAAGAGUAUGCUGGCACACAGGGAUCCAGGUGGAUGCACCAUCCGCCUCUUGAGCACCAUGUUCUACUUGUCAGGUGAUGCCCCCAUAUCCAUUGGGCAUACUGUUGGCAAUGCCAUGGCGACACACAGGGUUGAGAAAGCUGAACUCGUAGUUCUGACAGAGAAGAAUGGACAGAUGUGCAGUAUUGAUGAUCUGGCGAACUAUGGGACACGGUUUGUGUCAUUAUUUAAUGAAUGCCACAAUGCAUUUGCUGGUCUCACACGCCUCUACCUGGAGAAUUUGAGUUUCCGUGAAUCUGACUUUGUCUCCAACAUCCUUGUCACUUGCAAGCAAUUGAGUUAUUUAGGUUUUUUCAAUUGUGACACAGAGGAUUGGAUAACGCUCCAAGUUGAACACGCACAGCUCAGUGACCUCAGUAUUGUCGAUUGCUGUUUUGACAUGGUCGAACUCACUUGGGUUCCGAAACUCACAUGGCUGGCGUUUGAGAUGCUGGGAUCUCCAGAAGAACCACCACUGGUGCUGGGCUAUGUCCCAUUGCUUGGGGUUCUGAGACUUUCAACUAUUGCUUGCAAAAUGGUCAAGUUGAGUUCAUUUCUUCAUGAGACCUCUGUUCGAGACCUGACGUUGGGGUUUAAAUGCGAAAAGAUUUGGGUUCAACCAGAGAGUUUGACCAGAAGGCAGGCACAUGUGUUCCAGCAACUAAGGAUUCUCAAUCUAGUUAAAAUUCCUGAAGGGUAUGAUCUCACCUGGACAAUGUUCUUCUUGGAAGCGGCGCCGUCCCUGGAGGAGCUCUACAUGAUGGUAAUGGAUCAUCCUUGUGACAUGCAAAUGGAUCAGGAGAAGAGGAAGGCGAAGUCGUACAGCGAGCACAAGGGUGUUGAGUGA
Molecule: messenger RNA, 1194 nt
Organism: Triticum turgidum subsp. durum (durum wheat)
Lineage: Eukaryota; Viridiplantae; Streptophyta; Magnoliopsida; Poales; Poaceae
Source: the annotation of a GenBank genome assembly